Prunus mume (Japanese apricot) is the source of this 838-nucleotide messenger RNA. The record is from RefSeq and is a predicted model, not a curated record. Lineage: Eukaryota; Viridiplantae; Streptophyta; Magnoliopsida; Rosales; Rosaceae.
AAUGACCACAAAUCUACCGCUAUCAUAAACACACUGUGAAACCACUUGAGACACUAAUAUGUCUUCAUUAUUUCUCUAUUGCUCUCUCUUCGUCUUCUGCUCUACCCUUUUCCAUUCCACUGAUGGAGUUCUAAUUAGGCAAUUUGGCAGAUCCGAUAAAACAGAAAACGUGAGCCAUCUCCACUUUUUCUUCCAUGACAUCCUCAGUGGCAAAAACCCCACCUCUGUUAGAAUUAUUGGGCCCCCUAACGGCUCGAGUGCCGGAUUUGGCAGUACUAUGAUGAUUGAUAAUGCACUGACUGAAGAGCAAGACCCCAAAUCGAAGAUCAUUGGAAGAGCACAAGGAUUUUACUCCAUGGCUGCACAAAAUGAUAUUGCAUUACUUAUGGUCAUGACUCUUGUUUUUGAGGACGGCAAGUACAAGGGGAGUACAAUUAGCAUUCUUGGGAGGAAUCCAGUUCUCAACGAUGUGAGAGAGAUGCCGAUUGUUGGCGGCACGGGGCAGUUCAGGUUCGCUCGCGGUUAUGUCUUAGCUCAUACUGUUUGGUUUGAUGCUAAUACAGGAGAUGCCACUGUUGAGUACAAUGUUUAUGUGUCACAAUCAUGAAAUUUCUCCUUAUUUUUUAUUUUUAAUGUUUCCUAUGGAGUCAUGUAUUGUUCUUAGGCCAUGGAUACAACAAUCAUCUAGCUAGAAGAAUUGGACACUGCAAUUUUAUUUUCUGUUAUGAUGGGGUUUCUGUUAUGUUCCAGUACUGCCUAAGCAGAGAAGAUUUUUCAGAGUCUGUAUUCACAUUGAUGUGGAAUUUAAUUCAUAUGAAUCAUUUAGCCAGAAAUAAAA